Molecule: messenger RNA, 630 nt
Organism: Hipposideros armiger (great roundleaf bat)
Lineage: Eukaryota; Metazoa; Chordata; Mammalia; Chiroptera; Hipposideridae
Gene: GRIFIN
Product: galectin-related inter-fiber protein
Exons: 5
Coding region: 48-458 (136 amino acids)
Molecular function (GO): carbohydrate binding
Source: RefSeq, a predicted model, not a curated record
CCUGCCUAUAUCCCAGGCCGCCCUGCCCGCCUGCAGAGGCUGGAGAGAUGGCACUGCAGUUUGAAGCCUUCUGUGCAGAGGGCCUGGCCCCGGGCUGGAGCCUGCUGGUCCAGGGACACUCUGACUGUGAAGAAGACAAGUUUGAGAUCAAUUUCCUGUCCGAGGCGGGGGACAUUGCCUUUCACAUCAAGCCUCGGUUCUCUAGUGCCACCAUGGUGGGCAAUGCCUUCCAGGGCGGCCGCUGGGGCCAGGAGGACGUGUCCUGCACCUUCCCGCUGGUGCUGGGGGAGCCCUUUGAGAUGGAGGUCAGCUCGGACGCCCAGCACUUCCACGUUCACGCCCAGGAGCACAAGGUGCUGCAGUUCACGCACCGCCACUGGCCGCUGGCGGCUAUCACCCGUGUGCAGGUGCUGAGCGACCACCGCCUGGCCCGGGUGGAGCUGGCCAGGAGGGCCUGAGCUGAGGGGAUGGGGGCUACUGAGCUGUGCCCGAAGUCCCAGGAGUGAGCCUCAGCCAUCAGCCACCAGGCGUCCAGUGGGUCCCACCCUGUGGAAGUUGGGGAGAGGGGAUCUGUGGUUCUGGGGCCCCCAUUCCUGCUCCACUUUCAAUAAAGUCUAAGCAAAUUAAAUA